AUGUCGAAUCUUCGAAGUACCGGCCAUUUACCAUUGAAAACAACAAUGACAAAUAAAUGGAAAGCACAAGCACCAAGUAGUGAAUUACUCGAACGACAAACUCGAGCAUUAGAAGAUAGUUUAAAUAAACUAAAACUUGCGAUGCACCCUGAGAAAACAAAAUCUACAACUGAAACAAAUGGUCCUAUUUGGGAUAGAGGUAAAAGCGGACCAUUAUCACAAUAUGCAAAUCAUGUUUUACGUGAUGAACCAAAACGAGUAUUUGAUGCUAAUAAACCAACAAAAGUUCGAAUUUUAACUGAUGAACCACCAGCUCCAAUUACUCGUCCAUCUGUUGUUGCUACUUUACUAUCUGCUAAACCAACUACAAAUAAUAAAAUCAUAAAAUGUGGUCAAUGUGAAAAAGAUGAAGCAAAAAUGAAAUGUCUUGAAUGUGCAGAAUGUUAUUGUACUGGUUGUUUUGCACAUUUUCAUCUUCGUGGUGCUUUACAACGUCAUCGUUGUGUUUCCUUAAAUGAAAGUCGACCAUCAACACCUCAGAAGAAAAAAGCACCUGUUGGUGCAGAUGUUAUUUUUAAAAGUUUACGUGUUGCACAAUCGAAAGAUGAUUUUCUUCAAAGAUCUACAAUGGGAACAGAAAUAUAUGAUUAUAAUGAUGAUGAUAUUAUCGAUGAAGAAGGUGAUGGUGGAGAAUUACUCAAUGGUAAUUAUGAUGAAAAAACGAGUGCAGCAUCAUUUCAACAGGCACUUAUGCAAUGGAGACAACAAGGUGAUGGUGGAAAGAAAAAAUCUCCAAAAAAGAAUCAAUCGAACAAGAAGAAGAAAUCAACACAUGAAGCUGCUGUUGAUACUGUACAAGAUUCAAAUGGAAAAUUAAAUCAAGUAGCAAUGCCAAAUAUUGAAUUUAAUUCAUCAAAAUUAACUUAUGGAGAAAAACUUUUAUUAAAAAAAUAUCGACGUUCAAAUAAGAAUAAUGAAGAAUUUUUCAAUCAAAGAACAACUAAAGCAAAAACAACACCAAGAGAUAAACCGAAGAAAAUAGGACAAAUUCAAGCUAAUCAUUCACUUGAUAUUCCAAAUUUAAAAGAUGCAAAUAUUGAAAUUGAGCCUAUGUACGAUGAUUUAUCAACAAUGCGAACAAAUGAAAGCGCACGAACAAUUACUACAGAACAAAAUCAUCAAAAUGAUAAUUUCGAUCAAGAUGAUGAAGAAGAUGAAGAACUUUUACGUUUAAAGGAACAAGAACGACCUAAAAGUCGUAUAUCAAUAAAACCAACACCACGUCCAAAUAGUUCUGCAAUGAGAAAAAAUUCUGUAUCAUCAAGACCAAGUUCCGUUGCACUUUUUCAACAUCCUUUACCUUCAUUGUUAGCAACAAAGCCUAGUGAUGAUCUUAAAGCAGUUAUUGAUCCUGAAUCACGACCAUCUUCUGCUGCUUUAAAAAAACCAGCUAAAAUUGAUUAUCGACUUCCAACAAUAUGGAAUCGAAAUUGGAAACCUGAACAAAGUAUGUCGGAUGGAAUCGAUAUGAAAUCAAUUAAAGUUGAUCAAGAUGCAAUUGUUCAAUUUGAUUUAGCACUUAAUGAUUUACUUGAUGAAACAAAAAUAGAAGACGCUAGCCGAGCAGAUAAUUCAACUGAUACAAGUCGUCCAUCGACAGCAAGAUUACCACCACCACCACCGUCACCAUCACCAGCACCAAUAAGUGCGCGUUCAAACAAGGAAAAACCAAUUGAUUCCUCAACAAGAACACCACGGACGUCAAUAAACGUGCGUUCAGAGAAAACAAAAUCAAUUGAUUCUACAACGCCAACACCAACACCUCAAACAUCAAUAAAUGUACGUUCAAACAAAACAACACCAACUCCAACACCACAAACAUCAAUAAAUGUACGUUCAAGCAAAGCAACACCAACUCCAACACCACAAACAUCAAUAAAUGUACGUUCAGACAAAACAAAACCAAUUGAAUCACCAUCACCAACACCAACACCAAGGACCCCAAUAAGUUCACGUUCAAACAAAACAAAAUCAAUUGAUUCUACAACACCAACACCAACACCACCAGACCCAUUUAGUUCGCGUUCCGACAAAAUAAAAUCAAUGGAUUCUCCAUCGGCAACACCACGUCAAAAUUCUCUAUUUAAUUUAUCAAAUUCACCUCGUAAAAUGGAUUCAUCAUCAUCAAUGGAAGGAGGAUUUUUUACAGAUGUUAAUCUACGAAAAAGCAUUGCAUCACCACCUACACCUACAAUUGUUGAACGUUCAACAUCAAAUCGUUCUGCACGUUCAUCUGCUGAACAACGUCCAGCUAUACCUAAUUUAAUGACACUACGUAAAACUUCUAUUGAAACAUUAUCACGCCCACCACCAAAACGUUCGAUAACUAUUGAUGAUACUCAUAAUCAAAUCGAUGAUUAUAGUCGACCAGGUUCAUCAGUAUCAUCAGCUUCACUUCCUGUUUCAAUGGUAUCAUCUAAACCUGAUCUGAUUACACGACCAUCAGUUGACCGAUAUCCAAAAGUUAAUGCACAACCUGCACCUCCACCACCACCACAAACUAAGAAAAAAAUACGCGUCGAAUUUCCUAAAAAAUCUGCUCCACCAGUAAUUCCUCCAAUGGUUAUUGAAGGUAAAAAAGUUGCAUCAGCAAAAAAUUCAGCACGUGAUAGUGAUGAACAUUUUCAACAAUCAUUAAAUUCAACUAGAAGUAAAAUAUCAUCAGGUUUACAAAAAUCACAAAAUAUAUUAAAAAAUAGUUCGACUAGUACAAUGACAUCAAUUACACGUGAUGAAAAUGGUUUAAAAGAUGAAAGUUUAACAAUUACAGAUGCAUCUGGAACGAAAAAUAUAAAUCGUCGAUCAACGAAUGUCGAUCGAAAACCAACAAAAUCAAGAGCAAUGGAAUUUACAAUUAAAGAUGGAAUUAAAUGGCAACAAGGAUCAUCUGAAUCAGUACCACAUAAAUCGAUUUCUUCUUCUGCAGUUCGUCAAUCUUCAAAAGCCAAUACUGCACGACCAUCAACGCCAUCAAAUCCAACAAAUUCAAAACUUGCAAAUCAAUUUAGUACAUAUGAUGUUGAUGAUGGCCGAUCAUCACGUGCAUAUCAAGACGUUGAUGAUGAAGAAUCAUUUAAUCAACUUCGCGAAGAACUUUGUUCAGAAUUGGGUAUGACAAGUCCUGGUUGGGAUGCAAGUUUAAGUGAACAUGUAUUGAAAAAUCUUCGAAGUGCCGAAGUACCAUUUAAUGAAAAAGAUUUACAAGAUAAUUUAGCAAUGCUUGAAGUAAAAUUACGUGAAAGUGAAUUAGUUCAACGAUCACAGACAGAUGAUAUUGAUGCAACAGUACAAGAAGAAAUUCGAAAUUUAUAA
Messenger RNA from Adineta steineri, 3372 nucleotides. The record is from the annotation of a GenBank genome assembly. NCBI's taxonomy places the organism in Eukaryota, Metazoa, Rotifera, Eurotatoria, Adinetida, Adinetidae.